AUGAAGUCAAAAUGAAGCAUAAAUGCAAUAAAAAUUAAAGAAUUUUUUUUUCAAAAUGCUGAUUGGACAAAGAAUUAUCCAGCAAUUAAGCUUUCUAACCCUUCUUCAUUAUAAUCCAGUAUUCCUAUUAUCCUGUUCACAAUGCGAAAGUACAAAAGAACUAUCCUGUAUAACAAACCCAGGCCCUGCAGAGGAUUGUGGAUCGGAGGAUAAAUUCUGCAGUAUUGUUAAAACCUAUGUUCCAAAUUUACAAGAUGAUUCUGAUGCAAAUACCAAUGACCAGGCUGGUAAACUUAUAUCUCUACUUCGAACAUGCUCCAAGGUGGAGGGUCAUACUGGCUGUGCGGUAGAUACUUCAAAGGCGAAAGCUGUUGUGAUUUGUUCUGAGUAUUGCAAUGAAGCAGCUUGUAAUUCAUCAAGUCAUCAAGAUUUCUUCCAAUUCAAAUUCUUAAUCUUUAUUUUCCUUUUCCAAAUGAAAUAUAAUUAGAAACUGUA
Molecule: messenger RNA, 495 nt
Organism: Eurytemora carolleeae
Lineage: Eukaryota; Metazoa; Arthropoda; Copepoda; Calanoida; Temoridae
Exons: 6
Coding region: 56-487 (143 amino acids)
Source: RefSeq, a predicted model, not a curated record